AUGAACGCGAUCGCACCGGCCGUGUCCAUAUUCUUCCUCUUGGCCUACGCCUCCGUGAAUCUCGCCUGCGCUCUUCUAGACACUGCCUCGCCUGCCAACUUCAGAAAGUCAAUUACUGGCUUCGUUUGUGCCUCGAAUUGCUAUGGCUUAACGGAAAAAGAUCUUUUUCAAAUUGAAGAGAUUGAAAUUUGGGAAUUUAGGCCAUGA
Molecule: messenger RNA, 207 nt
Organism: Rodentolepis nana
Lineage: Eukaryota; Metazoa; Platyhelminthes; Cestoda; Cyclophyllidea; Hymenolepididae
Source: the annotation of a GenBank genome assembly